Molecule: messenger RNA, 1124 nt
Organism: Abrus precatorius (Indian licorice)
Lineage: Eukaryota; Viridiplantae; Streptophyta; Magnoliopsida; Fabales; Fabaceae
Exons: 3
Coding region: 154-789 (211 amino acids)
Source: RefSeq, a predicted model, not a curated record
AACACUGCCACUGAAAGAAAGAGAUACUCAAAACACAAACACGCAUACACACUCACAACACUGCCACUGAAAGAAAGAGAUACUCAAAACACAAACACGCAGAGAGAGAGAGAGAGAGAGAGAGAGAGAGAGAGAGAGAGAGAGAGAGAGAGAAUGGAGAGAAAGGUUGUGAUAGUUUGUUGCGUUGUGGGCUUCUUGGGGCUGUUGUCGGCUGCAACUAGCUUUGGUGCAGAAGCUAAAAGGAUUAAGGGUUCUCAAGUUCAUUUUGUUACGGCAAACCAGUGCAUGUAUCCUCGUAGUCCAGCUCUACCUCUUGGUUUAACUGCAGCACUGGCUCUGAUGAUAUCUCAAAUAGUCAUAAAUGUUUCAACUGGGUGUAUUUGUUGCAGAAGAAGCCCUCGAAUCCCAGAUUCCAAUUGGAAGGUGGCACUGGUCUGCUUUGUUUUAUCCUGGUUCACAUUUGUAAUAGCUUUUCUCCUGCUGCUAACUGGUGCUGCACUGAAUGAUCAACGCGGCGAUGAGAGUGUAUACUUUGGCUACUACUACUGCUAUGUUGUGAAACCUGGAGUGUUUGCAGGAGGUGCAAUUUUAUCUCUUGCAAGUGUUGCAUUUGGAAUUGUGUAUUACAUUACCUUAGCUAAGGGAAAGAAUGGUGGCCAUCCUUUUGGUGAUCCCUCAUAUCCUAAUCAAGGGGUCAUAGCCAUGGGACAGCCACAGAUUCCAUCUCAGACUACUCAAGAUCCUGUAUUUGUGCAUGAAGACACAUACAUCAGACGACAGUUCACAUGAUAGGAAAAUAGCAGCUAGCCCUUGCAUAUUGCAUCACUCUGUUAAACUCACAACAUUGAAGUGUGGAGGCUGCUUUAAUCAAAACCUGCUUUAUAAAAUGUAACUUUAGGAAGCAGGGUUUCUUAGGGUUUGUAUGUGUACAUGUGUCAUUAGAAAAUGCUUUGUGAGGGAGUUAUGACUUUUGCCAUGUUUUGUAGUUGGAUGGUCCGGUCCAGACAAGAGACAACAGUAGAAUUAAGAUAUUGACUCUUCAUACUCUUAGCCAAAUAUACAUGUGGAGGUAUAUCUGGAAAUUAUAUUUAAAGUAUUACAAGGUAGGCAAAUAUUAUAAGUAU